This is a messenger RNA of Ostreococcus lucimarinus CCE9901, 1008 nucleotides long. RefSeq lists its product with no specific name. The annotation marks the transcript as partial. The transcript has a single exon. The record is from RefSeq and is a predicted model, not a curated record. Lineage: Eukaryota; Viridiplantae; Chlorophyta; Mamiellophyceae; Mamiellales; Bathycoccaceae.
UUGACGCAAAAGCUUCAGUUGACGCUCGAAGAGAAGAAGAAGAACGAAGACGCGCUGAAACAACACGGGCAAGAGCUCAAGCAGCAGCUGAUCAUCAUGCAAACCAAGCUCGAACGGGCGGGGGAGAUGGACAAGGUGAAGGAGGAGCAGUUCGCGCAACAAGAAAACCGGCAUAAAGAUACGGUUGAGGAGUUCAAGAAGGCUCAAACCGAGCUCAAGCUGCAGCUCCAGGACGCGCUGGCGAAGAUUGAAGCCGAGCACAAGGGGAUGAAGGUGCAAGAAGCCGAGGUGCUGAAGCAACGCGACGUCAUCAACCGUCUCGAGGCGAAGAAUGCGAGCUUGAUCGCCGAGCUCGACAACACGCGCGCGCAGUGCGUGCAAUGGCAACGCGAGACCGACAUGGCGAAGGCUGAGAUGCAACAAGCGCGAAGCGAAGCUGAAGCCGCCAAGGAGGAGCGCAUGAAGGAGGAAAAGCAUCGAGGCAUCGCCGAGAACGAAACCGCGGACUCGCGCCGAAAGGCGGCCGAGGCCACGGCGCUCGCCGCGGACGAGAAGCAAACCAGAAAGCUCGCCGACCAAGCGUUGGAAGCUAAGCAGAACGAAUUAAAGGAUCUCAAGCACAAGGCGCAAAUGAUGGAGAAGGAUUACAAGGAAAUGCUCACCGAUGAAAAGCAGGCUCGGGCGCAACUGGAAGAAAACUACGAGACCUUGAAGCAAGAUUCGGUGAACUUGUACAACGCGUACACGAGCUCGAACCAGCAAAUCGAAGAGUACCGCAUCGCGCUCGAGCGCGAAGCGCAAGAAGCGGCUGCUCUGCACGCCGCGCUCGCCAAGCAAAAGGAGGACGCCGCUCGAGACGCCGUGCGCUCUCGAAGCACGCGCGUCAUCGCCCCUCCCGCUGGCUUCUUGGGCGGUUCAUCUCCGUCUCCUAAGCAAGACGGACGCCGCGGUGGCGCCCGCAUCGGCGAAAUGGACGAUAUCCGAUCGCCGCCAUCCUUCGCAGACUAG